Messenger RNA from Xiphophorus maculatus (southern platyfish), 2583 nucleotides. RefSeq names its product ras homolog family member V (gene rhov). Gene Ontology annotation, molecular function: GTP binding; GTPase activity. The record is from RefSeq and is a predicted model, not a curated record. The transcript is spliced from 3 exons. Lineage: Eukaryota; Metazoa; Chordata; Actinopteri; Cyprinodontiformes; Poeciliidae. Gene Ontology annotation, biological process: small GTPase-mediated signal transduction. Bases 290 to 1000 code for a protein of 236 amino acids.
GCUAAACCUCUUUGUUUAGAGCUCUCUUGAAGCUCUCUAUCUUCGUGGGAGUGUCUAUGCAAAUCGCAACCUGUCGGAGCAGAAGGUCGCAGUAAGAAAGGCGCCUCCCACACUUGUUGCUGCGCGUCGCGCCGAAGGAGCCGCGGCCCGUCAGUCACAGCAGUAAUGCGCGGCGUGGACACUCACAGGCGCUUUACUCUCUGCAGCGACACUCUGAUUUCGAACCAUAGCGAGCAGGCAGGUGGGAGGCAAAAGAGUUGGCGUGCCGAACUUUAAUGCUCACCUCGACAUGCCACCCCAAAUGGAUUACUUUUACCACGAGUCCCGAGUCCCUUCAGCUUGCGGGCUUACCCGGGAGGACGAGCUGGACCCCGAUGUGAUCAGCUGCAUGCUGGUGGGAGACGGAGCGGUGGGGAAGACCAGCAUGAUCAUCAGCUACAUCUCCAACGGAUACCCGGCGGAGUAUCAGCAGACAGGGUUCGAUGUGUUUUCUGGUCAGGUCCAAGUGGAAGGGUCUCCAGUAAAAAUUCAACUUCUGGACACAGCUGGACAGGAAGAGUUUGACGAGUUCCGAGCUCUGUCCUACGCCCAUGCCGACGUCUUCCUCCUGUGCUUCAGCAUGGUCGAUCCCGACUCGUUCCACAACAUCACCAAGAAGUGGGUGCCGGACAUCCGGGCCCACAACGCGUCCUCGCCCAUCAUCCUCGUCGGGACUCAGCUGGACCGGCUGCUGGAUGUCAACGUCCUCAUCAACCUGGACAAGUGCAAAGUCAAGCCGGUACUGAGCUCACGGGCCCGGAGUCUGGCGGACAAGAUCCGGGCCACGGACUACAUCGAGUGCUCGUCGCUGACGCAGAAGAACUUGAAGGAGGCGUUCGAUGCGGCUAUUUUUGCCGCCAUUAAGAGCAAAACGCGCAAGGGGAAGAAAAGGAGGUUUUCCGACAGGCGCACCAAAGCUUUCUCGAGGUGCAGCUGGAAGAAGUUCUUCUGCUUCAUCUGAACUCUUUUCAAAUUCAGUUCUUUGAAGACUUUAUUUAUUUAAGUCGUGUACCUCGUUGUCUUUUUAUGCAUUAGAUUUGUGGCAUCGUUUAUCAGUAAAGUUGGCUUGUCUUUUCUUUGAUGCCUAAUAUAGAUGGAGAGGUGGACAGUACUAUAAACUAACCAAGCGGAUACAGGGACAUUCCCAGCCUGUAUUUGGUGUCACACCUACCAGACUGUUGCAUAUUCACAUAUUUGUUCCAAGUCAACAGGAGAAGCAGAGUUUGCACAUGCUGUUUUUUGUGUGUCCACCACUCGUGUGGUGCACACGUCAGAGGGAUAGUACAUUGAGCUGAGGCUUUGUGAGGUGCAGCUGCAGAGGCCAGACCAGUAUGUUUAAAAAAAAAAGAAAAAAACAAGCAAAACAGCGAAUUUGCAUGCUGUCCUUUACUACUGGCUACAAACCGAAAGUGUCGGGACUCUGCGUCCCGGCUAAUAGGUGUUGUUUUCUUACUUUUCUCUGAGCAAUGACUUAUUUUUAUGUGCCGGCUACAAUUAGGCGCCGCAUUCUUACCUGUUCGUGAAAGCUUCCCCGGCUGGUUUGGUCAGGCUUUUUUUAUUCUUCCAGGAAACCAGGUGACACACCUGCUGAGCCUGACAUUUGUAUUUUGAUCCGAUUUUUAUGAAUCACAACAAAAGCACACAUAUAUAUUUCAUUUAAAGGAAUAGUAAUGUCACUCCCUUUUUAAUCUUUUGGGUAAGACAAGAUCUGAUUCUUGUCUGAGGUGUAAAGUUUCAGCAGAGCAGACACCAUUGGCUUUCUGUCUCUUCAAUCUGCAUCUGUAAAAGCAAAGCACUGCAGGAGUCUCCCCUCUCCUCCCCCUUCAAAAAUCACCCGUCAUUGUUUAUUAGCUCAAUACACUCCUGAUCUCUGACGCCCAGUGAGCACAGGCAGAGAAAAGACUCAAUAGCCUCGAUCUGAAUGUCGCUUUUCAACUUUAUGCCUUUCAAAAAAAAAAAAAAAAAAGCCUUUUGGAAAGUUUUGCACUCCAGUGUUAUAAUAUGAGAAACAUAUAUGUGUAUAUAAGUACAAGCUUUACUAUGCUUCUUGUGGAAGUGAGGUUGAUGUUUUUGUUUAUUUUAAACAAGUGUGGGUCCAUGUUUACUGGCACCACAUGUAGAAAUGUGUAAGGCGCCUUAAAAUGACUUCAUUUUGUUUUGCAGUUGCAUAAUAUUACACAGAAAACUCUACGCAGAUCUCUUUUGCGACGUUUCUCACUUCCCUUACAUCCUCCUUAGUGUGCAAAGUUGCAAGAUCGUCCAGCCUUGUUUGCCACAGUUCCAGAUGUUGGAUGCUUUUUAAUAAAUGACUGCGGAUAUCGGCAGGCAUAGACAUGGCGCUGUUUUUCUGCUGCCAUUUCCUGAUUUAUGAAGGUCAACAGUGGUCUGUUCUCUUGUCUUUCCCAUUUUUAAGGAGGGAUAAGAGAAAUCGGCAUUUAACGUUAUAUUUACCACCCAAGGAAACAGGAAGUCACGGAUAACUUAUUGACAGUUAAUUGACGUUCUGACCACAUAAAAAAAAAAAAAAAUGAAGUAGUAGUGUUA